Messenger RNA from Carya illinoinensis, 2002 nucleotides. RefSeq lists its product as uncharacterized. NCBI's taxonomy places the organism in Eukaryota, Viridiplantae, Streptophyta, Magnoliopsida, Fagales, Juglandaceae. The transcript has 4 exons. The coding region runs from base 350 to 937 and encodes 195 amino acids. The record is from RefSeq and is a predicted model, not a curated record.
CAAGCUACUCAAUCAGCAGAACUGUAGUAAUGGGAUUUGGCUUCUGACCAUAACUGCGUAUUAUCCUGUGUUGUUUUUGUUGUUUGGGGUUUGCGCUCGGGGGAUUGGCGGGCGAGGCGCUACAAGUUGGCUAUAAAGAAAAGUAAUUGUGCGGAAUGUGGACGGUGCUACUAGUCUUGAUACUGUUUCGUGGUGGCGAUGCUGAUGAAUGUUGACAGUGCUUUAAGCUGAAGCAACAUACUGCGUUAAUUUCUUCUCCUUGAAUGCUGUGUCUAUGUAAAAUAAACUAAACUGUCCAUUGCCAUGCAUCUGUUUGUCUUCAUUUAGCUCUUCCUGAUGACGAUUCAAAAUGUUGGUACCUUAUAUAUUGGAUGAAUUGAGGCUGAAUGGAAUCGAAGCAUUGUCUCUUUUAUCAUCGAUGGAUGCAACACUUGGUUCAAUAGAAAGAAACCUGCAACUUGCUGUUGCUCUGGGAGGGCUUGCUGCCUGGAAUGUGCUUGGCUUUAGCCCACAACAAGUUCUAUAUUUUUCUCUGGGGCUGCUGUUUCUAUGGACACUGGAUUCAGUCUCUUUUGAUGGAGGUGUUGGUAGCUUGGUUCUUGAUACAAUUGGGCACACAUUUAGUCAGAAGUACCACAAUAGGGUUGUUCAAAACUUUUUGUUAUGUCAAUAUGGACCUCAUGUGCAGCAUGAAGCUGGCCAUUUCUUAAUCGCUUACUUAGUGGGCAUUCUUCCCAAAGGAUACACACUAACUAGUUUGGAAGCUUUGAAGAAGGAAGGAUCUCUAAAUGUUCAAGCUGCGACCGCUUUUGUGGAUUUUGAAUUUGUUGAAGAAGUUACAUUUCAUGUUCCUUCACAACUAAAGGCACUUGAUGAUGCCAUGGCUCUGCUGCUUUUAUCCAGAACCAAUUGCUAUGAAUCGGAUCUGACUUUGUAGCAGAGCUCAAAGCUCUUUUGGGUCUUGUCACAAUUCGACUUGAGGGAGUUAUUGUCUAUUGUCUUUGUUGUCACAGGUUAAACCUGUGGCAGGUAGACAGCCUGUAGCUUCUGUUCUAGCUUCAUGACUUGUAGUAGCAGUAUGAGCAGAGUGCUGUAAUACCCCCCACAAGAGGGACAAUACAAAUUUGCUAUUCUCAUCUUGAGUAAAUGAGAGUUGAGAAGAGUAGAAGGAAGAGCCUUGGUGAGAAGGUCUGCAAGUUGGAGGUGAGUAGGAACAUGAGAAGUAGUAAUGGUUCCAUCAAUAAUCUUAUCUCGAAUUAGAUGACAAUCUAAUUCGAUAUGCUUGGUUCACUUAUGAAAAACUGAUUUGCAGCAAUGUGUAUGGCUACUUGAUUAUCACAGAAAAGGUGUGUAGCUUGUGGAUGGGGAACUUGGAGGUCAGCAAGGAGGAAUUUGAGCCAAGUAAUCUCAGCAUAGGUUCUAGCCAUAGACUUGUACUUGGCCUUUGCUGAGGACCUUGAAACUACUCCUUGCUUUUUAGAUUUCCAUGUAGCUAAAAGAAGGCCUUGACCAGGAGAUGCUUUAAGGUACCUUAAAACUUUGUGAGCAACUGACAUGUUGGCUUGGACAUGAAUUGACUAAGUGUGUGGAUAGCAAAACUGAGAUCAGGGCAAGUAAUUGUCAAGUAUAGAAGCCUUCCAACUAAUCUACAAUAGAUAGAGGGAUCCUGUAACUCAAUACCCGAGUCCUUGCUAAGCUUGAGGUUUUGAUCCAUUGGAAUUUUGACUGGUUUGGAUCCCAAAGUACCAGAAUCUACAAGGAUUUUCAAUGCAUAUUUACAUUGAGAAAUAUGAAUUCCCUUUGAAGAUCUUGCCACCUCAAUUCCAAGAAAAAAUCUGAGAGAUCCAGGGUCCUUAAUCUUGAAAUUGUCAUUGAGGAAAACUUUGAGAGCUGUUGAACAUAAGGUUUCAAGUUUUGUGUAAUUAUAUAUCUACACAUGAAUUUUGAUGAUAACAAAUGAAUUCAAAGAAUGAAGAGUCUCAAGCUCAAGUUGUCCACACAA